This is a messenger RNA of Mytilus californianus (California mussel), 1938 nucleotides long. RefSeq names its product endoglucanase A-like. Bases 512 to 1831 code for a protein of 439 amino acids. The record is from RefSeq and is a predicted model, not a curated record. Gene Ontology annotation, biological process: carbohydrate metabolic process. The transcript is spliced from 11 exons. NCBI's taxonomy places the organism in Eukaryota, Metazoa, Mollusca, Bivalvia, Mytilida, Mytilidae. Gene Ontology annotation, molecular function: hydrolase activity, hydrolyzing O-glycosyl compounds.
GAAGACUUUGUUAUCUGUAGUUUUCCUGGCGUUUGUAUCAUCAACAAGGGGUGAAAGUCAAGGUGUAUAUAUCACCGAUACAUGGAAUGGAGGAUUCCACGGACAUUUUACUCUUAGUCCAAGUCAAGCAGUAGAUGGCUGGACAGCACAUUUGAAAUUCAGUAGUGCUGUAGACAAGUUAGAGACCUGGACAGCAAAUUUGGUUUCCACUAGCAGUGAUCAUACAGAGUUUGUUCUUACGAAUAAAGAUUAUGAUAAACACAUUGAUGCAGGAGGCGAACUGAAGGUCGAUUUUAAUGGACGUGCCAGUGGAUCUUCCGCCCCAACAGCCACUGUAUCGAUAGAAGGCGUCGAUGGAACUGGUACAGGAACAGGAACUGGUACAGGAACAGGAACCGGAACAGGAACGGGAACUGGAACUGGAACCGGUACAGGUACUGGUACUGGAACGGGAACAGGAACAGGAAAUCCCAUAACACCUGCACCAGCUAAAGGUGUCGCUGGCUCAAAAAUGAAAUACGAUUAUGGAAAAGCAAUGUCACUUUCUAUUAAAUUUUAUGAUGCUCAGAGAUCUGGAAGACUACCUGCCAACAACCCUAUCCCAUGGCGUAGUAAUUCUGCAGUUAAUGAUAAUGGUGACGGCCACGAUCUUUCGGGUGGAUGGUAUGAUGCUGGAGAUCAUGUUAAAUUCAACCUCCCUAUGGCAUGGUCUUCACAUGUGCUCACUUGGGGAUUGGAGAAAUUUAAGGACGCGUAUGAAAGUGCCGGUCAACUAGAUAUGAUGUAUGACAUGGUUAAGUGGCCACUAGAAUAUUUUAUGAAAUGUUGGGAACCAAGCAAACAGCAAUACUGGGUACAGGUAGGCGAUGGACAUAAAGACCACAGUUUCUGGGGUAGACCUGAAGACAUGCAUAUGGACAGACCUGCGUUCAAAAUAACGGCAGGUUCUCCAGGAAGUGACGUUGCUGGUACAACAGUUGCUGCAUUGGCAUCCGGAUAUAUUGUUUUCAAAGACAAGGAUGCUACAUUUGCUGCUAAAUGUUUGGAAAAUGCCAAAUCUUUGUAUACAUUUGCUAAAGCCCAUCCUGGUAUCUAUUCAAACAGUGUUCCACAAGCAAAAGAUUUCUAUGGAUCAAGCAGUUGGAAAGAUAAUAUGUGUGAAGCUGCUGUAGAACUGUACAAGGCCACUCAAGAUUCCAAAUAUCUGAGCGAUGCUAAAGGUUGGUUCAAUAGUGGAACUGCAUGGGGAUAUUCCUGGGACGACCAGAAUGUAGGCUGUCAGCUUUUACUAUGGGAGGCCACACAAGAAGCUACAUACAAGACAUCUGUUGAGGCCUUUGUGAAAUCGUAUAUGCCGGGUGGAUCUGUACCAUAUACACCAUGUGGUCUUGCCUGGAGGGAUCAGUGGGGAGCUAACAGAUAUGCUGCCAAUGCUGCUUUUGUUGCUGUUACGGCGGCUGCUGAUGGUAUUGGCGGUGAUUCUUACAAAAAAUUUGCCAUGUCACAGAUGAAUUAUAUUCUUGGUGAUAACAACAAACACAUGAGCUACGAAAUAGGAUUCGGUAGUAAUUUCCCAAAGAAACCUCAUCACAGAGGAGCAUCUUGUACUCAAAGUGGGUGUGUAAGUGACGGUCAAGAUAGUCCACAUCAACUUGAUGGUGCAAUGGUUGGUGGUCCAGGACGUAAUGACGACUACCAAGACAACAGACAAGAUUACGUCAAGAAUGAAGUAGCCUGUGAUUAUAAUGCAGGAUUCCAUUCAGCUAAUGCAGGUCUUUACCACUUUGCUGUGAAUAACCAAUUGCCACCAUCUCCUCCAGCAAAAUGUUAAAAUAAAAAAAUGGUGCUAAUUGCUGACUUAUUAGUUUCAAAAUCAGGAUCAUGUAUAUUAAGUGAACAGUGGUGUACUGUGCUACUGUUGUAGUUAAAAGUUUCAAA